Colletotrichum spaethianum is the source of this 1284-nucleotide messenger RNA. RefSeq lists its product as uncharacterized. The coding region runs from base 1 to 1284 and encodes 427 amino acids. The transcript has 2 exons. NCBI's taxonomy places the organism in Eukaryota, Fungi, Ascomycota, Sordariomycetes, Glomerellales, Glomerellaceae. The record is from RefSeq and is a predicted model, not a curated record.
AUGAAUCGACACUCGUCGGGAUCCGUGGGGAGUCGCUCACCGGCGCACACUCCGCCGAUCAACAGGCCGCUCGGCCGCAGCCGCCUCAGCGCAACACCUCUCACCGAGACUCCGCCAACAAGCACGAGCGCCGGCAGAGCGGGUACGCCAGCAUCGGACAGGACCUUGUCCGGCCGCGUCAAGAAAACACCGCGCAAAGUUGCCAAGAGAAAAGAAGAUGUCUUGAGCGAGAAGGAGAAAGAGGAGGAGCACCGGCAGCUGGAAGAGAUGGACGAGGAAAGAAAGCUUUUCCCUGGCAGCGACAACUGGGCAGAGGACGAGCUAAGGCUCUUCAAGAUUCUGUACAUGAGACAGUACAGUCCUCUGUUACCGUCUCAUUGGGACAUGGACUUCCGAGGCAUUCCCAUCCCAGAAAUCCUCUUCGCGAGCUCCGACGCCCAUCCGCCCAUCAUCAACUCACGAUCAGGCAGUGACUUCAAAGCAACCAGAGCACUUGCCCGCCUUAUUGAGCUGACGGGACAUGUUCGAGGGCUCUGUCAGACGCGCCAAAGACACAGAGCAAGGGCACUUAUUGAGAAGGAACUCCACGAGUACACAAAAUGGGCUGAACAGGACGGAGAGUAUGACAGUCUCGAUUACAUACCGAAUCUCAUCAUUGACAUGGUGGACACAACAAUGACGCCCCAGGCCAUCGAGGAGCACAUGCAGCUUCGUCUCAGAGCUGCCGCCGCCAGCCACCGCGCACAUUGGAGGAAUGACAAGCCAGAGGUUAUUAAUGGUGAUCACGGCCCAAACGGACACCAGACCGAGGCGGACGAUGAUGAAGACGCCGAGCCCGAAGACAAUAGAGUUGUCCUUGUGCCCGACAAGUACCCGACGCCGUCACCGCAGAAGCUGAACACAGAUCCUCCAUCUGCCCCGCCGCAGAACGGCAUCAAUUACGACGAUUCUGACGAUCGCAAACCUACAAGCACGGAACUCGAUAAUUCGGCAGAAAAGCUAAUUCAUGAACCGAACGGCCAAUUCAUCCGUCGCCCGCCAGUUUUGUAUGGGCUGUUCAUCGUCAAUACCUCCGUUAUGGUGUUGACCAUUGACUCGGCGAAGGAAGGGGACCAAGCCUACGUCAGCUAUCAGGUUGAGGUUGGCUUCAGCAAGCACUAUCAAGCCGUAUGGAAUGCCAUCACCGUCGCUAUAGUGGUCUGCUUGGCGAGAGACGCCAUGAUCGAUAUGAAAGAGGACUUCAGCCAUAAAAUGAAUGAUGGAGACAGCGACCCUGAUGCUUGA